Gastrolobium bilobum is the source of this 1659-nucleotide messenger RNA. RefSeq lists its product as uncharacterized. The transcript is spliced from 3 exons. Lineage: Eukaryota; Viridiplantae; Streptophyta; Magnoliopsida; Fabales; Fabaceae. The coding region runs from base 514 to 1515 and encodes 333 amino acids. The record is from RefSeq and is a predicted model, not a curated record.
AGACAUAUGGAUGUAGAUGAUACACGAUAGACCUCCAUUGCAGGGAAUAACAUAAACUCGAAAGUCGUGCGCACCACGCGAAAUUGAGUGCACCCACCAACGAGAGGGUCCCUCGCGUGGUUCCAAUUUCAGCUUUCGAAAAAAGCUCCUUUCUAACUGCAACCAUCGUUCAUCUUCAUCAUCACAAUUUUCCUCCAUAACGACGUCGUCUCCGUUACAAUUCUUUUUCAUCAUCUUCAUUUCCUUCUACUUUCAUAAUCGCUUUUGAAAUCCUCAUAGUAACACUUUCACAGCACAAAUAAACGACGUCGUCCCUAUCGUCACCAUUUUCUUCCUACGUAAUGUGAUCGCUUCCGGAAAACAAAGCUUAAACGGCGUCGUCGCUAUUGCAAUUCUCCUAUGAUCAAUACCUUCUUCUUACAUACAUAAUAAUAGCUUUUGAAAUUCUCAUCGGUGAUUCUGAUUCAUCUUAUUCACCAAAAAAAACAAAACGUUCAAACGACGUCGUUCUGGAUGCCGAUCGCUCGCUGCAACAGUCAGAUACCGGUUCCGCCACCGUCGCCGAUCCCCACCGGCAGAGGAUCGCGCUCCGCCGCUAACGAGAUCUUCAGUCAGUUCCUCGAGGAAGCGCUCAAGUUGCCGGCACUCACGCUACCGGACCCUCACAUCACGCCGGCUCCGGCAGAGAUCGACCUCCGAUCGCUGCCGCUGGCCUCCGCCGAUCUUCUGCUGCACUCCGCCAGGGAGUUCGGCGCGUUCCGGAUCCGGUGCCACGGGAUCUCCGGCCACGAAUUGGGAAUGGUAGCGGACGAAGCGGAGCACGUUUUCCACGACUCGAAGAACGUCGUCGUUGAGCGUAACGAACUCGGCGGAGAGAGGAUUCCCUGCGUUCGCUCUAGCAAGGGAGCGCUGGAAUUCACCGCUCACAAGAUUCUCGGGAACCAAACGCAUCGUAACUUUUGUGUUCAUAUGGGAAACGUUGCAAGUAGAUUGGAUAGAAUAGUGGAGCAAGUGGCUCUAGCUCUACAGCAGGACACAUCUCAAGAGUUAAAGGAAAGGAUUCAAGAGACAGAGUCAGUGAUUUGCUUGUGCAGGUAUCCGCACGACAAUGUCCCUAAACAAAAUGAAGGCGUCACGGAUAAGAAAAAGGACAGAUUAUUAUGUGAUCAUGCUUUGCGCUUCUACCUUCCCAUGGAGCAUUGUAUAUUUUACGUCCAAACUGAACGAGGUCCCCUGUCAUUUGAUGCAGGUCCAGAGAAUAUAGUUGUCACCGUUGGCAAACAACUAGAGGAGUGGAGCCACGGUGUAUUCAAAUGUGUACCUGGGGAAAUGAUCUUUAUGACGAGUUUCCAGAAUAGCCAGGCCUCUUUCUCCAUAGAGCUUACGUGCUCAGCCUACUCAAAUCUACAUCACAAUUUAAACAAUUCUGACAAGAUAAUAUCCUUAACGGAUCAAAUCCUUAUUGUAUUUUUCCUGGUAUUCUUAUACAAAUUCCUAUACUUUAUCUUUUCUUGAUCCUCAGAACAUGGUUGCACCAUUUUCUUUUCUUUGGAUGCCUUUUGCGUGGCCAUGAUGUUGCUCUUACCCAGUGACACCAAAUUUUCCUCUUGCCUUUUCUUUUUCUCUAAUUUAUUUACAAAAGCCAUUUUGAUGUACAGU